UAUAGCUGACCUUUCUCUGUCUCUCUCGCUCUCUCCCGAAAAUCUACAUCCAGGUUUAUCGAAUAGGGUUUUAGCUUUUAGGCCGUUGCAGCAUAGACUCUCAAGCGCAAAGACAAUGGCUUUGACACUGCGAGCAGCGGCGGCGGUGGCCGCCGGUUCCACUCGUGGCUUGGGGCGGCUCUUCUCAACAAGUUUCAUUCCCCCAAUGAACUCUGCAACGCCUUCGGCUCGAGAGCAGGCUGAGCCGAGCACCAACCUCUUCGUCUCCGGGCUCAGCAAACGUACUACUACAGAAAAAUUACACGAAGCCUUUUCUCAGUUUGGUGAAGUAGUUCAUGCUAGAGUGGUAACUGAUCGAGUAUCAGGAUAUUCCAAGGGGUUUGGUUUUGUAAAGUAUGCUACCCUAGAAGAUGCUGCCAAAGGCAUAGAAGGGAUGGAUGGAAAGUUUCUUGAUGGUUGGGUCAUAUUUGCUGAAUACGCAAGACCCAGACAGCCAACUCCACCACCUCAGAACAAUAUGGCUUCACCAUAUAGCCGUUAUUAAAUCCUGUGUCCAAGGCGAGAAAGCUUGUCAGGUUAAUAAUAUUUAUCACCAGCUGGAAUUCAUUGAUCAUACUUCAUCAUUUUUCGGUUUAAGGUUGGGUGGUCUUCAUUGCCUGGAAUUUCAUAAAUGAGGUGGGGAUUGUCCUAAUCUGACAACCAAUCAAGAUUAGGAAGUCAAAUGUAGCAUCAUUCAUAUGUUUUAAUGUAGUCUGCAAGACUGUUUGCUUUUGUCAACAUGUAGCGGAACUUCUACUGAUAUAUCAUAUAUUCUAGACCUCUUUUUGAACUUGAA
Messenger RNA from Pyrus x bretschneideri (Chinese white pear), 835 nucleotides. RefSeq names its product organelle RRM domain-containing protein 2, mitochondrial-like. Gene Ontology annotation, molecular function: RNA binding. Lineage: Eukaryota; Viridiplantae; Streptophyta; Magnoliopsida; Rosales; Rosaceae. Gene Ontology annotation, cellular component: mitochondrion. The transcript is spliced from 4 exons. Bases 116 to 544 code for a protein of 142 amino acids. The record is from RefSeq and is a predicted model, not a curated record. Gene Ontology annotation, biological process: mitochondrial mRNA modification.